UUUAAUUCAUUCGAUAAAUUGAUUAUUUUUUCCUCCGUUCCUUAAAAUCAAUAAUUUACAAAACAAAAAGAGAUGCGUUCUUUACAGUAAAAUAAUCCCUGAAUGUUUGGGAAAAUCACGUGACUUUCAAUGACUAUACGGAAUCAGCCUGUAAAUCUAAUCAAUAUACGGUGUAUACAUAACUCGCUUGUAUUGGGUGUAGAUCAGAAAGGAAGAGAGGGAUAUAUAUGUUUUCCCAAUAUGAAACACCGAAAGCUCGAUCAGAGCUUCGAGCUGAGAACAUCUGAGUUUUAGAAUUCAAUACAAAAUCUGGUGACUGCAGUAUUCGGUGUUUCAAAAUGAGCCAAACAAGUGAAUUAUUGUCUGAUGACGACACGGCCAGUGGCGUGACUUUUUCUGAUAAGGACAUGGAGCGUGGAAAAUUUGAAAGACAACACACGGAAAUGUCCGAAUUAUCAGACGAUAGUUUUUUGACUUAUCAACCACUCAUUCCAAAUGAUAACCGCCAGGAAGCGGGACUUGUUGAAAACCAAUUGGUUAAUAAUGGGGAAAUUCAGUGCAGUUGUGAUAAUUGCCGAGAGGAGUCUCUUCAAACAAUGUAUGAAAACCAACAAAUGAUUGCUGAUGAUGGAGAGUGUAUGUGUGAAAAUUGUGUAAAAUCUAGACAAUAUAUUCAGUACGAAGGAACAAGUCAUAGAAACCAAGGUCAUUGGCAAGCACAAGGUCACUGGACUGGAAUCAGCAUUUCUGAUGACGACAUAGAAAUCAUUACAGAUUCAAACUACUAUCACGAUAAAAACGUGUUUUAUAUUGACCCUUCAGUUGCUAGAAGUUUAUUAAGUGAAUUUUUGGUGAGGGAAAAUCCACAACGAGCCAAUUUGCAAAUUCACGUGGACUCUCGGACCAAACGACAGAAGUUUGUAGCUCGUGCUGUGAUGAUCGUUUCCAUGACGAUGUUUACGGUCAGUGCCCUUCUUGUGAUGGUCUCUCUCAUUAUGUCGGACAAGAUUGACGAUCUCGUGAGAGGAAACAACAAUCUCCUGCAGAAGCACGUGCUUUCGAGCACCCCGCCCUCAGCCGAGGUUAACCUUACUGACGUCAUAACCAAUCUCACCGCGGGACCCGGAUGACAAACUGACAGGGGACUAGCACAAAUUUGAGCAUUCCAGUGCAUUGCAAUGCAUUCCAAUUGUUUUAGUAACAUGUAUGUGGAUGAAGCGGUUUUUUGGGCAAUCUUUCAGACUCGCUCUGAGGUAGUGUUAGAAACAGAAGGAUAUUGCUUUCCCAACCCGAUGGGAUCCUACAAUGGAUAUAUUUUUUACAUUUUGAAUCAGAAUGAAACCGGACAGCAAAGCCUUCGGAAGAGUCACUUUUUUGUUCGUGGAGAAGCAUUGUAGAAAUAUUGAAAUGCCAUCAUAUUGAUUAGCAAAAAGCAGCUUGUAAUGGCACACGAAUAAGACAACUUUUUUCAUGCAUUUUUAGAGAUUAGUCGGUACAGAGUAUCAACUGUACUUAUAUAAAACACCAGUUUGUCUGAAUUCCAUUAAUCAUCGAUGUACUUUGUAAUAUGUUGACUUUGAUGUUGAGUAUGGCAAAUAACUGACAGUGAAGAAUCAUUGAGCACGGAACUGUUUGUUAUGAUCUUAACUUUUGUUUGAAUAAAAAAAUAAAGUAAACUAAAUUGUUUCAUUCGAAACAAUUUUUGAUUAACUAG
Saccostrea cuccullata (small rock oyster) is the source of this 1714-nucleotide messenger RNA. RefSeq lists its product as uncharacterized. The record is from RefSeq and is a predicted model, not a curated record. The transcript has 3 exons. Lineage: Eukaryota; Metazoa; Mollusca; Bivalvia; Ostreida; Ostreidae. The coding region runs from base 339 to 1130 and encodes 263 amino acids.